AGAAAGGAGAAGGGAAGGAAGGAAGGAAAAAGAGAAAGAAAGCUGGAAGGAAGGAAGGAAGGAAGGAAAAGAGAAAAGGAAGGAAGGACAAGGGGAAGGAAGGAAGGAAAGAUAGAUGGACUUUGAGGAGAGAUUUUGGGAAGAUUUGAGACUUGGGGAUAAGGUAUAUUUAGAGAGAGAGAGAGAGAGAGAAGGGGGAGUUAGGGUUUAGGGAGAUCAGAUCAGAGUUCUGGGUUUCCCUUGGAAAGGGAGAUUAAACUGUUUCCACCCUUUAAUGGACGAUCCACUCAAUUUUGCAUCUCUUUUUGAAUCCCACAGACCAGGAUGGCCAACAGUGAGAAAAGGGAAGAGACGUUUGUGGACCACCUCCACCCCAUUUUAUGGCUACUGUACAACAGUGUCUUUCCUCCAUUUUCCCAAAGGGCAGGGAGGGGAGAAACAACUUUGUGGGCUCUCAGAAGCUAUGCAGUCCAAGAUGGGGAAAAUGUCCUGCAGCCUUUAGAUUAGUGCUGGAAUCUCCUCCUUUGGAGGUUUUUAAACAAAGGCUGGAAGGCCAUCUGUCAGAUUUUGAUAUCCAUAGGGGUCCUGGAACUAUACCCCAGCAGAAACCAAGGGCCCACUGUAUGUAGGUUCAUGCUAGAUAAAGGGUCCUUUGCUGUAAAAUGAGGGAUACCAUAAAGGGAAAAAAAGUGUUGAAUAAGGAGUCCCUAGGCUUGCAAGAGAGACCAAGCAAGGUCAGAGUAGCUCCAAUACUGAGUUUCAGAGAGAGAGGAUUUUGGUUUGGAUGCAAAGUAUCUCCAUAGUUGCAUCCCACAGCAGGAAUGUGUGUUUGUGGAUGGCAGACAGUGUUUGAAUGAAUUGGAAAUUGAGAACUGUUGCUCUCUUUCCAAAUUCUGGAGUUAUGGUUUCCCUAAAACAACUGGGGUUAUGGUUCCCUCCAACACAGGCAAUGGUAAGGGAUUGUGGGAACUAAGGUCUGAAAUAUUGGGCUCAAGGGCAAAUGUUCCCCAUUGUUGGUGUAGGUGAGCCACUGGUGCUUCGCUCGAAGGGAUGCUGUAUCCUUAACAAUGGUAUAGAUCAGCCUUUCUCAAUCUUUUUUUCCCCCUUAACGGGUGCCUUGAAAAGUUCUCAGGGAACUCCUGCAUAAAAAUUAUUCCAUCUGCAGCUCAGAACGAUGUGCCUACACUUGCAGAAUCACUGGCAAACUCUUGUAGAACACUAAGUUUCCAGGGAACUCAGGUUAAACCCUGUUAUAGGUUAUUAUGAGAUCCGUGAUGGUACCAACUUACUUGUGACUUAUUACAUCCCUACAAGGAAGUUCUUUGAAAUGUGCUCCCAAUAUGAUACAUCCUCUAUUUUGUGACUCCCAUCAGUCUACCCUUGUUUAGUGUUUAGUCAAUUUCAGAAGAAAGACCUGGGCAGCCCUACCAUAAGGCAAAGUGGGACAGCUACCUUGGGCAGUGCUGAAGUAAGGUUCAGGGAGUUGUAGUCCAGAAAAUACCUUUUCUAAACCCUGGAUUAGAUGGACUUUUUUAUUUGAUUCAUGCUAUGUUGUGUCAGUGCAAACAGCACUUUCAACAGCACCCAGAAAUUUUGUGGGACAGUAAUGUCAACCAGGAAAAGACCCAUGUCCAAGCUAUGGAGCAUAUGAAGCACUGAGAGGUGAUCUCAUCUUUUCUCCAAAAGUUGACCUCCUGGCCUUAAAGCUCCUGUUUCAAGACCUUACCUUCAGAAUGAAACACCUAGAGAAAAGAAAGACUUUGGUCUUUCAUGGACUAGCUUUAGACAGCUUGCCUACCCCAAGUAGUGGUGGGACUUCAACUUUCAUCAGCCAUAACCAGCAUACAGAAGGGUGAGGGGUGACGAGAAUUGUAGCUUAGCAACUCUGGAAGUCCACAAGUUGCGCAGUCUUGAUUCAGGUGCUCCCCUGCUCCUAGCAUCCUCAGUAAGUUUGCAUACAUGGGAUUCUGGAAUCUGUUCUUUAGAUUAAAGAUUCAGCAUUCUUGAAGCAGUAAAAAUUUCUUGAUAUAUGAAAAAUCUCUGCCACUGUAGAUUGGUGGGUAUUGGCAAAGUAUUGAUUUGUCUAAGAAAUGUCUUGUGGUUGUAUGUUGGUGCAGGACUGACCUGAAAAGGUACCCCUUUGUGGACUAUCUGAGUUCCCAAACUACAGUAGUAUUGAUCACAGGCUGAGAUGAACACCUUGGAGUACCAGCUGCUGAGACAGAAGAGCAGAAAGCUGUUACCUCAAGCCCUACUUGUGAGGUUUUAGAUCAGUGGUGAGACUUGUGCAACCCUCUAGAUGUUGCAUUGCAACACCCAGCAUUCUUUGUUAUUGUCUAUACAAGCUAGGGCUGCAGGGAGCUCCAGUGCAGAAACACCUGAAGGGCCACACAAUUCCUGUCCUUGUAGAAGCUGCCUUGAAAAAAAACUGAAAUUCUUUGCCUAUUUUCUACAGUAAUUUUCUACUUUGACAGGAUCUUAGAAAAGUUACUCUUCAGACCACAACUCCCAGAAUUGCCUAGCCUAUGUAGGGGAAAGUACUGGCCUUUCUUGUUUCACGGUCCUUCUGAUUGUUAGAGGCUGGAGAUUACAUGGGGAUGGAGGAAUUUUGGAGGGGAGGGGGGAGGUCGAUUUUUGAUGUUGGGUGGGGACUCCUGGACCCUUCAAAGACUGAUUUAGGACCAACAACCAAGAGAUUCCCUUUCUAGGAAGUGCCAGCUUUGACCCAGAACCUUCUAAAUUCAAAGCAUAUGCUCUACCCUUGAGUUACUUCAGAAUCUCUUUUCCCCACCAUCUUAAAAGAAAUGGACAAUAGCAAGCUGCCUAUGGCAGGUCAGAGUAUUUCACGCUCUUGCUCAGUAGUGUUUUAUUUUUAAGUAGCAGCAGAUCUUCUUCAGAUAGCUACUGUUCACAUCAUCUACUGGGAACUAGAGAUGGGAAAAGUCCUAUUCCUCAGGAAUCCUUUUGUUGGCAGUAGGAUUGGCAGGUGAUCCACCUUCUCGUGUUGGGCUGUUUCACCCCCAGUCUGGUUGACAGAGACUGGGCACCGCACCGAGGGUAUCUUUCAAUUAAUCUGAGUCUCCACAAGCCAUUCCACUUGUUGACAAGCAGUUGUGCAGCCAGAAUUUCCUUCCCUGAGAGGGGGGAAGAAUGGCUGCCACUCAGGAAGUGCCUCCGCCAGCAUUGGGCCUCCAUUUUUUGUACCCUUUAGAAGAAACAAUGGCACCCAGGGUGAAAAUAGAGGACCCUGGACCACCAUGCCCUGAGACCAGUUGGGAAUGGGAUGCUGCAGGGAAAGCCCCUCUCGUCGUCCAGGCUGGCACAAUCAGUGAUCUACUGAGGUGGGCCACCCCUCCCCAGGUGAGGAGCGACCCAAUACCACAGCUGUGGGAGGUUCAAUGUCAGGAGAUGGUACAAUCCCUGCGGACACCUGCCGAUGUUGUGCCAGCACCUGUUCCCGUCCCACCCCCUGCUCCUGGCUGGGGGAACCUUCAGUUACCUGAGCUGGCACCCGUAGAUGACAUUGAGGCCUAUUUGUCAACCUUUGAGCGAGCAGCAGAAACCUGUCAGUGGCCAAGAGGCGAAUGGAUGACCCGUAUCAUGCCAGCCCUCAGUGGAAAAGCCCAUCAACCUCACAAUGGCCUGGAUGCUCGGAGCAGCAGGAGUGAGCACAGAAAGUCCAAAUCUUCCGGCCUGCGAGGGGAGACAGGUGCCACCGUGGAGAUGCAACGACAGCGUUUCCGGCAGUUCCGUUAUCAGGACUCGGAAGGUCCCAGGGAGGCAUGCCGGAGAUUGCGGGAGCUCUGCCGACGCUGGCUGAAGCCUGAGAGUCGCACCAAGGAACAGAUCUUGGAGCUGUUGAUCCUUGAACAGUUCUUGACCAUCUUGCCCCAGGAGAUCCAGAGUUGGGUGUGGGAACGUGGGCCGGAGACAUGUGCCCAGGCGGUGGCUCUAGUGGAAGGUUACCAGAUGGGACGGCGAGAAGCUGGGAUGUGGGAGCAACAGGUUACAGUGCGGGUCAAAGUGGAACAGGUCAGCCCUCAAGAGAUGGUGUUGCCCACUGCACCAUGGGAACCUUCUGCCCCACUCAUGCCCCAUCCCGAAUGUGUAUCCUCAGGAGAAGUGACACUACACGAGCCUGCCCCAGGGCCUGGUCUCAAAAUGCCUUGCAUUCCCAAACAGGAGCCCCAAGGCCUUCCAGAACCAGGUGCUUUGAUGGUCAAUGGGAGUCGAGAGAACCUUCUGCAGGGCAGUUCUAUGUCAGUGGGAAUCCCAGCUGGGAAUUCCCAGGAGAACCCGUUAAUUGAGAAUCGUGGCGAGCGAGCAAGUCAGCAGUGUCAGAGCCAGUCAGCGAGACAGAGAUGCGGUGAGACAGGAGAGAACCCAGUCACUCACUCCAACCCCAUCAGAGUCCUUCACCCCCCAGGAAAGCCCCUUCAUCGGUGUUCAGAAUGUGGGAAAACAUUUAGCCGCAACUCACACCUGCUUACCCACCAGAGGAUCCACACUGGGGAAAAACCACACCAGUGCCCCCAAUGUGGCAAGCGUUUUGGUCACACCUCCCAGUUGACACGGCAUCAGAGAACCCAUGCCUCAGAGAGACCCUUUCGAUGUGCCCAGUGCAGCCGGAGUUUUUACCAAAGCUCUGAGCUGACCAGGCAUCGGCUGUCCCAUGCGAGGGAUCGCCCAUAUGGGUGCAGCCAGUGUGGGAAGAAAUUCCGAUGGAGUUCCGAUCUCAUCCGACAUCAGAUCACUCACACAGGAGAAAGACCUUAUAAGUGUCCUGAGUGUGGGAAAAAAUUUGGGCAGAACUCACACCUGGUUCGACACCGGAGAACCCACACGACUUAGCUGAGACUUUGUCCAAUGUUUCUUAGCCCCCAGAAUUCAGUUGGGGCCAAAGCAUGGGUCCAUACUCACGACCAGGCUUGGUGCCCUAAUGGGCCAGAUGACUGUUGUUCUUUCAGCGGAACAUCUGCAAAUAAGUGAUCUGUUGGGGAUGGCUUAGUUAAAAUGAAUCCUAUUUUAUGUGUGAAACAAGUCGUACAAUGUGGCAGGUUCCAGGAUCCAUUUUAGGUUCUGCCUGGACAUCCACAGCAGAGCUAGAUUUGCAUACUCAAAGAAGAAGCAAAGUCCCACUUGAGUUGACUUUCUUGAACAACACUGAACCGAUAACAUUGUGAUAGCACCAGUUGGAUGUCUCUCUUUCUAUAUCUCUCUCUCCCCAACCCCUUCUUCUCUCUUCCUCCUUCUUCCUCUUUUUAAUAGAAAAGGAGAUAGAUCUUCUAGUCCUCUAGACAGGUUUAUUGUUGCAUAACGCAGCCUGUAUUCCCUGUCCCCAAACACUAUCUUUUUAGUGAAACAAAAGCAAUGUAUUUUUAGAGAAAAUUACCAGUCUGUAUUGGCGGGGAAAGGAGUGUUUGACUUUUCAGAAUGGUGGAGAUCCCUCUUGGGAAAGCUGCUUUAAUGCUCUUUUUAAAAUUUUAUUUUGCAAAUCAAAGCUUUGAUAAACCAAGUGGACAACCUAGGGCUGCACUCCUAUGGAAAUAUGCAAAUUGGAGCCUGGAAGAGGAAGGGAGGGUGGUGAUGGUGACACUGGAUAAAGAUGUUUGAUUGAACGGGAAUUCUAGAACAGGAACUCUGCCAACACAUCUGUGCUAGGCAUUGGCAACUAACAACCAAGGGGACUGUUGACUGAGUCCAUUGGCUCUUCCAACUGAUGCCUGGGAAUUAAUCAGAGGGCUGUUCACUCCCUGCCUUUUGCACACUUUAGCUUCUUUCACCCAUAUGAAUCAAGACACAAGGGCUUUUAAAUUUCACACUACAGAGGACUUCUCCCAAGUUGUUUCCUCAUACACCUCAGCCAUUUGAUCUCUUGCACAAGCUAAGACAUGGAAAAUGUAUCGUAGUUGAUGUUCCUGAGGACAAAAAUGGGGGAAAGUGACUUUUUUGGACUACAGCUCCCAGAAACCCCCCCUAACUCUAGCCAGUGAUCACUGGGUGGGAAAAUUUUGGGAGUUGUAAUCCAAAAAUCAUUUCCCUAAGCUUUAGUCUUUAUUCUUUAUUCUUGGGAGUGAGGAGGUUUUAAAGAAACCUUUGCAAGUGGGAAUGGAUUUGUGAUGACUCAGUCCCUGUUUGCAUUGGCCAGAAUGCUCUAACUUGCCCCCAUUAACUGGCCCUCUGUUCCCACACCAUGGUGGCUGUCUACACAGGUGUCCCACUGAGCUGACCCUCACUUCUAGGGUCAGAAUGAGGCCCUGAGUGACGAGCACAUGGCUAGGCACUCAUGAUGGUGGCUGAUGUGCCAAGCAAUUCAGCAGGAUGCCCAUGCAGAUAGCCGCUGUGGCACAGGAACAAAAGGCUCUGGAUCUUCCUGGAAGAUCUGGAGUAACAGGUAACUUUUUAAAAUGUGUUUAAGGUGGGGAGAAUAUAAUCUGGCUCUGGUGUGGAAUGUGCUGGAUGUUUCCAGAUUGCUUGCACCAGAACUGGGGUUUGGUACGUUUGUUGUCCAAACAGGACACCACCUCAGUGGGGAAAAUUGGGCCUUUUGGCCUUUGCAGAUGAUCUCUUUUAAACCUUUCUUGUAGCUUCAUCCCUUUCUCAGCAUUACCCUGUUGAAAAUUCAGUGUUAAACAGAUCUAUGCCUGUAUAGGGUCACACAGUGUAUUAGAGGGUAAAAGGGAAGAACUUAAUUUUUCUGUCAAGAUCUUUCACUUGGCACCUCUAGAGCAUUGUAAAGCCCACUGUAAGGACAUAGCCACAGCACUCAUGCUGGUUAUAAGUCAACCAAGGCCAAAUUCAGUGCUCCUCAUAGAUGACCAGCAAGCCCUGGGCCUGUGGCCCUCCAGCAGAAUUUUUAAUUUUGUCUCACAGAACCCUCAGCUGGCAUGACUAAUAGCAAAGGAUUGUGGGGAUCACAGUGCUUUUACCAGAAGCAAAGGUUUCCUACCUCUGACAGGGUUUGUGUGAUGCUACAUUCAGAACAAGUUGAUCAUUUUGAAUUAUUAGCAGUGUCUUUCCUCUCCUCCCCAAAUAAACACACUCUUUGUCAAUGCAA
Messenger RNA from Sceloporus undulatus (fence lizard), 7057 nucleotides. Its product is annotated as zinc finger protein 165-like. Bases 3151 to 4851 code for a protein of 566 amino acids. The transcript has 4 exons. The record is from RefSeq and is a predicted model, not a curated record. NCBI's taxonomy places the organism in Eukaryota, Metazoa, Chordata, Lepidosauria, Squamata, Phrynosomatidae. Gene Ontology annotation, biological process: regulation of transcription by RNA polymerase II. Gene Ontology annotation, molecular function: DNA-binding transcription factor activity, RNA polymerase II-specific; RNA polymerase II cis-regulatory region sequence-specific DNA binding.